This is a messenger RNA of Gaeumannomyces tritici R3-111a-1, 3310 nucleotides long. RefSeq lists its product as hypothetical. The coding region runs from base 460 to 2577 and encodes 705 amino acids. Lineage: Eukaryota; Fungi; Ascomycota; Sordariomycetes; Magnaporthales; Magnaporthaceae. Gene Ontology annotation, cellular component: cytoplasm; nucleolus. The transcript is spliced from 3 exons. Gene Ontology annotation, molecular function: mRNA binding. Gene Ontology annotation, biological process: positive regulation of translation; nuclear-transcribed mRNA catabolic process, nonsense-mediated decay. The record is from RefSeq and is a predicted model, not a curated record.
CACUAAGCUUUUUGGGGCCAGGAAUUUCACCUUGUGCCAGCUCCAACGCCAUUUCCUAGUAUGACGAUGACUCGAGUCGUAACAUAUCGACCACCAACAACAAAAGUCCAGUUCGUGUCCUUUUCUGAUCUGACAGCGCCGGGGAUGACCGCCCUCAGAGCCCAGCCAGUGCGGAAUCCGAGAUACAUCGAGCUUCCUGGACCUUUCCGACGCGCUCGCGCAUUUGUUGGCCGUCGCACUUCAAUUCGCGCACUGGCCUUCACCGCGCUGCCCACCUCACCUUGCCGGGACGCAUCCCAGGCUGACACCAAACACCACCCACUAACGUCCUCGCAGCCAACGCGAGAUAGAGAGAAGCCUCGCUGGUAGACUCGCGCGACCCGAAGGUCUGGAGGCGGGUUGGCAAGGACUGGAUAUAAAAGUCCCGCUCCCAGCGCGUCUCCUACCACCAACUACGCCAUGGCGGGCUCGCAGGCAGGCCCCAAGACGGCCAACGGCGUGCUUCCCGCACCCCAGGCAAAGCCGCAUCCCCAGGCCUGCGCGGGUGCAUCUUCCAGGUCUGGCAAAGGCAAGACGCCCGUCGAGGGCCAGAAGGUCGUCCUCCGCCGCCUCCCUCCGGGCAUCACGGAGCAGGAGACCGUUUCCUUUCUCAGUGACGAGUGGAAGCCCGGUGGCGCCAAGGUCGGCUGGUUCUCGUUCCAGGCCGGAAAGAUCUCAAAGGACCCUGCGAAGCCGUCAAGGCCGUCACGUGCUUAUCUCCACGUGCUCAAAACCGAACAGGUGAUGGGACUGGUCGAACACGUCCGCAAUACGGAGUGGCUUGAUGCCAAGGACACCUCGGCCAGCUCCUGUCUGGUCGGCCCUCCCAUGUUAGAUAUCUCCAUCUACAAGAAGGUCCCCAGCGGCAAGGUCCGAGCAGACGCCCGCGCCGGCACGAUAGACCAGGACCCGGAGUUUAUGGACUUCCUCGAGGCUCUAGCCAACCCCAACAAAGAUCCCGAGGCCGACUACACGGCCGAGGAGGAUGAGAAGCUGAUCACCAAGGCUUCGUCUACCCCCCUGAUCGAUUACCUUCGCGAGAAGAAGGCGAACAAGGCCAAGGAAUCUGCCACAGGCAAGUCGGGCAAGCAUUCCCGCCACGAGUCUGGCACUGCCAAGGGCAGGUCUGCUGAGGACUCCAAGAAGAGGACCAAGGAUUCCAAGACGGAGAAGUCGACCGAGAAGCCGAGAGAGAACGUCAAGAUUCUCACCAAGAAGGCCGCCGUCGAAGCUGCCGCCGAGGCUGCCAACGCAGUCGCCAGCAAGAUCAUAGCCUCCAAGGAGAAGGAGGAGCUCACAAAGACGGGCCGACGGGCCGGUAUUGCCGCCGCCGCCCGGAUCCUGCAGAGAGAUCUCGGCCUCAGCCCUGGUAACGCCCAUCGCAGAGCCCGUCAGGAGGCAGCCAAGGCCGAGAGCGAGGUCAAGGAGUCAACAUCGUCAUCCGCCACAAAGGAAACGACUACAGCAAAGGAGAACGUCAGGGCAGCCUCCGCAGCCUCUACUACUGUCGCCUCUCCUACUGUCAGUGAGACUGCGACGGCGGCGGCGCGACCGUCGACCCCGACCACCCCCAAGGCCGCCGCUGGUAGCUCGCCGCGGGGAUCACGUGGCAAGAAGGGUGCGGCGGGUGAGAAAGAGAAAGGAGGAAGGGAAAAGAAGGGAGCGACAGACAGGUCGGGUGAGGCGUCAUCUGCUACGACCCCGAAGGUGCCUAUCGCUAUCCUCAAGAAAAAAGAUCGGGAGGAGAGCAAACAAGAAGCUGCGCCUCCAGCCAGCACGGCUAAUGUGACCGCUGAAGGCAAGGCAGCGGCUACAACCACGAACUCGGCGUCGGCGACCGCCAAAGCAGUACCCAACGGGCUCAAAGCAACCCAAGGGAAGGGUGCCUCGGGCUCUGGGAAGAAGGGUCGCGGAGAGGGCCCGAGUAACAACACGCCGAAUGUCAGCCCUGCAGCAACGCGAGCGUUUGUCAAGCACGCCAACCCCUCGCAAGGAGUCACCGAGGCUCUUCUCAAAGAGGCGAUGCAGGCCUUUGGCACCGUCACUUUGGUCGAGAUGGACAAACGCAAGGGCUUUGCUUACGUCGACUUUGCGGACCAUGACUGUCUGGCCAAGGCCAUCGCAGCCAGCCCAGUAUCUGUGGCCCAAGCGACGGUGCAGGUGCUGGAGCGUAAAGACAAGGAUGCGGCACCCAAGAGGGGCGGCGGUGGCAAAGACGCUGGUGCCACGCCUUCGUCUUCCAAGGCCGACGGCGCCAAGGGCGGUAACGGUUCCGGGGCUACCCCACCUUUGGGGCCUAAAUCUACGCCCACGGGACCCAAGGCAGAAGCCGCUGCCUCAGGCGCCGCGAGAUCGGCGACGCCGCCCACGGGACCUGCCGCAGACAAGGACAAGGCAGCAGGCGAGCACAAGAGGGGUGGGCGACGUCGUGGUGGAAGGGGCAGGGGUGGCGAGCCCAAGGAAAGCGGUAGCUCCAAAGCUGCCAGCGCGGGUGCCGGAGCAACGUCGACCCCGGCCGCGCCAUCUGCUGCUGCUUGAUUUUUAUGGCUGGCCUCAUUCGGACAAAAUUGAGGCCAUGAUGGGAAAUCCCACGAAAACCCGCGACGGCUGCCUGUAUCCCCCAUGUCCACUUUGAUCAAUGGACAGCCAGUUCCGCUCCGGCGGACCCUUGACCACUGGUUAUCUUUGUUGCCAAGCUUUGGAGACACAUUCGAGCGUGUUAUCCUGCACAAUGCUGUUGGCCAACCCCUGGGCAUGCGGCCAUGGUUCAGUCACAAACACGCCCCCUUGGCAUCACACCUGCAUCCACAGACCGUCGGGCCUCAAUUGCCAAUAUUAGGCCGCAUGUGGCUGGAUCGGACCAACCACGUCUCGAUCGCAUCAAGGUAUCGCCAAGACCUGCCCCUUUCGCACACAGUAGUGAUGGCGCAAAGCUGGGGUUAGCUUCCCCUCCUUGCCCUUGUCUAGAUCUCGGAAGAUAUAGGAGGAUUCGGGAAGCAGUGGCCCAUGCGGCCAUGACGCGGCCGGCUGGCGUGACGGUUCUGGAGACACAGGCCUGCAACGUGUGGGGGAGGGGACGAUGGAUUGUCAGAAAUGGAAGGUCACCUAUUUGAUUGCGGUGGUUUUUGGGUUGUAGUAGCUGCUAUUCUCGGGACAGGCUCUUGUUCUCGAGGGCAGAAAGGCUCGGCUUAACAAGUACCUUGGUACCAAAUACGUUCAAGAAGCAUCGGUAUUGCGACCUGACACGUCUCGGCUGUUGCUUGUCUAUCUA